ACACGGAUAGAGACGACGUCACAUGACCUCGCUUAUCCCAAACCCCUCAAAUGUUGACUUUCAGACGAUGCUCCUGCUUCUUUCUGGAUGUUUUGGACCCCGAGCGAGCUGAAGGGUGGCUAAUUAUAUUUCUCCAGCUGGGUUGUUACCAGAGUAGUCCUGGACUCGCAAGAUACGUUACUUUCGCCCGUCGAAGCCGUCGCUCGUUUGCCAGAUCAGAGGAUAUUCGCGUCGACCGAGGCCAUCUACGUGCUAUCGACCCAUUUCGGCGACACCGAGCGCGAGAGACUGCAGAGCGCGCUUCGAGACCGAGGCGCGACGAUAGUAGACUCUGUUGCCGACGCCGGGAUCGUGCUGGUGAACUUAGAGAGCGCGUUGCGUGCUGCGAUGGAGUUGCGCAGAUGCGGACUUACCGCGCAGGUGUUGAGGGCGGGAGCCGCGCCUUUGGUGGUGAAGAUCGAUUGGGUGAGGAGGUGCAUUGCAAGCGGCAGGAUCGAGGACCGGAGUAGGUAUAUACUCAACAUUCAAUCUGCGUCUAUGUCCUCGCUGUCUGCGACGCCGCCGGUGACGCCGGUGAAGCGACGGCGCAGGAAACACACAGACGAAGAUGAUUCGAGCUCGCUCUCCGAUCCCGCGUCCCCGACGCCUUCGACAAAGGUGCCCAAGACGCGCAAAAAGCGAGUGGCUAAGGACUUAUCCGCGGUCGCCGCCGCGUCCCGGGAAGACAGCGACCUUCCGGAGCUCGACCCGAUCUACCUGCAGAAACUAUCCUGCUACCGCCCGCACCCGCUCAUUUGCCCGAACGAGGAUCUGGCAAAGAUCCUAGCGCAGAUCCGCCAUCUCCGCGAUCUCGACGGCAAUGACACCAGCGUGCGCGCGUACUCUUCCGCGAUCGCGUCGAUCAGAUCGUAUCCGUACAAGAUCAAGAGCGGGAAGGAGGUCAAGCGGCUUAAUGGCUGCGGGGCGAAGACUUUGAAGCUGGUGAAUGAGUUUUUGGAGACGGGCGCGAUCGAGAGCGAGACUGCGAAGGCUGAUACGGCUGAGUAUGAGGCGAUCGAGCGGUUGCAAGAGAUUUGGGGGGUCGGUGGGAGGACUGCGUCGAGUUGGGUGAGGGAGAAAGGAUGGAAGUCGAUCGAGGAUGUGCAGCGCGAGGGGAUGAGCAGUCUGACUCGGCAUCAAGAGGCAGGAGUUCGAUAUUACCAGGAUUUGAAAGUCAAACUGAAUCGGGAACAGGUCGCCGCGAUCGCAGAGACGGUAACCCGAUACGCGAAGGACAUUCACCCAGACGCCCUGUCACUUGUAGGCGGUUCAUAUCGUCGCGGGAAUACCUCCCACGCCGACGUCGACAUGCUUCUCACGGUCCCAAACAACAAACCCGGCGAGCACUACACUUUCCUUCAAGAACUAAUCAAGCGUCUGCAGAAAGCGAAUCUGAUCACAGAAGUGUUGACAAUCACCAGUAAUUUGCGGAAAGGCGAGCUUCUUGAUUUGGCGCUGGUGGUGUGGUCGACGGUGCCGAACGUGAGCGGCGUGCCUUUGGCGCACUUUCGCGUUGAUCUUAUAUGCGCGGAUUGGAAGGUCAUCGGACCGGCCGUUGUUGGAUGGACGGGCGGAACAACGUUCGAGCGAGACCUGAGGAUCCGCGCCAAAAAGCUCGGCUACAAAUUUCACAGCUCGGGGUUACUCGACCUAAAAACAAACAAGCUGGUUGAUUGCACAGCAGACACGAUGGAAGCGGCAGAGAGGAAGGUGUUUGAGAUUUUGCAGCUUCCGUAUUAUGACCCGGAGCUGCGGAAUACGGGCUAAAAAGACGCGUUAUAGUUGAUAGAGUGGUCGAGCUUGUAGUUUUAGUUUUACAAUGCAUUAAGCAGCGAGUGAGCAGCGAGUGCGAGUUUUGGAACGGAUUGUUACUAGAUCUUACAUUAUGGUACUUCGUCUUU
Molecule: messenger RNA, 1940 nt
Organism: Myxozyma melibiosi
Lineage: Eukaryota; Fungi; Ascomycota; Lipomycetes; Lipomycetales; Lipomycetaceae
Exons: 3
Coding region: 388-1806 (472 amino acids)
Biological process (GO): double-strand break repair via nonhomologous end joining
Cellular component (GO): nucleus
Molecular function (GO): DNA binding; DNA-directed DNA polymerase activity
Source: RefSeq, a predicted model, not a curated record